UGGUAUAGCACUUCCGGUGCAGCUGCCUUCCUGCGCGCACGCACGGGACGGAAGGCGAGAUGGCCUCGGAGGUCACGUGGCCCUUCCCACAGUGCCCCCGCCUGGGCUGGAGAAUAUCCGGCAGAGUGGUCAUGGGCAUGGUGGGCUCAUACAGCUACCUUUGGACCAAUUAUUUUAACUCUUUGGUGGUGCACAACCAGGAUGUUUUGAUGGACCUGGUUGAUGAGCGUCCUCGGGACACGCCUCUUAUCACAGUGUGCAAUCACCAGUCCUGUAUGGAUGAUCCACACAUCUGGGGAGUCCUGAAGCUCCGGCAUCUGUGGAGCUUUAACAGGAUGAGAUGGACACCUGCUGCCUCUGACAUCUGUUUCACAAGAGAACUGCACUCCAGCUUCUUCAGCAGAGGGAAAUGUGUGCCUGUUGUUAGAGGAGAUGGUGUAUAUCAGAAAGGAAUGGAUUUCCUCGUGGAAAGGCUGAAUCAAGGGGAAUGGGUUCACAUAUUUCCAGAGGGUAAAGUUAACAUGACUGGAGAGUUCAUGAGGAUAAAAUGGGGUAAGAGUUAUGCUCCAAUAAUAAGAUAUAAUUUGUUUUACCCUGUAAGUAAAUCCUUCUAUUCCUUGACAGGAAUCGGGCGUUUGAUUGCGGAGUGCACUCUUCACCCAAUCAUUUUACCCAUGUGGCAUAUAGGUAUGAAUAAUGUUUUACCGAAUCAAACACCAUACAUCCCUCGAGUAGGACAGCGAGUAACUGUUGUAGUUGGAAAGCCGUUCACAGUCAGACAUCUGGUAAAUGCCCUGAGAGCUGACAACACCGGUCCGAUGGAAAUGCGGAAAACACUGACAGACUUUAUUCAAGGGGAGUUCCUCAGUUUGAAAGCCCAGGCGGAGGCGCUUCAUCACAGGAUACGGAAACACUCGUGACCCAUGGAGGGACGUUUUACAGGAUAAAGGGCUAUUCAGGACAUUACCCAUUAGCUAACCCGGGCCUUACAACUCAGCGUAGAUACUGAGGAGAAACAAUCAUACAGAUGACUACACCCAAAGAGGUUUACGGCAUCCUUAAAAUUAUAUCUGUGUGUGUCAGUUUGUUUAUGUGUGGACAGUCAGACAUGGGCUAAAGGAAAACAUCUUUUGUUGUUGUAAAUGGGUUACACCUACAGAGAAAGUAAAUGCAUUUUGAGCAGUGUGCAGGACCUCAGGAGAUAUCUUGUGUGCAAGUCAGUGACUGGAAAUGCCUUGUAGACUGUGGAGCACGCCUUCAUUCUCCCACAGGUUUUUUUUUUCUUUUCUUUUUUAAUUGUACAAAAUACUUGACCCAUCAAAAAAGCAUUAGUAUUAAGAAUGAAGUAACUCUUUUACAUCCUAGCAUGUCAGUGAGUCACUCUUUUUUUCUUUGUAUUAAAUUUCCUAAACAUUUAACAUGUUAAAUUUGUAUGCACAGGUGUCAAAGCUGGAUCAGUGAUUAUCAUGACAACAAAGCCAAAUUCUUGAUUUAAUGUUGGACUGUUGAAGUAUUUUUUUUUUUAUUACAGAUUGAGACAUUUUAAAUGGCAGAUACUAAUUGUUAGAGUUUUAUAUUUGAUGCAGUAUUUGACUGUAA
Messenger RNA from Sinocyclocheilus anshuiensis, 1599 nucleotides. Its product is annotated as tafazzin-like. Gene Ontology annotation, biological process: cardiolipin acyl-chain remodeling; inner mitochondrial membrane organization. The transcript is spliced from 10 exons. The coding region runs from base 60 to 920 and encodes 286 amino acids. Gene Ontology annotation, molecular function: 1-acylglycerophosphocholine O-acyltransferase activity. The record is from RefSeq and is a predicted model, not a curated record. Gene Ontology annotation, cellular component: mitochondrial membrane. Lineage: Eukaryota; Metazoa; Chordata; Actinopteri; Cypriniformes; Cyprinidae.